Molecule: messenger RNA, 2596 nt
Organism: Cheilinus undulatus (humphead wrasse)
Lineage: Eukaryota; Metazoa; Chordata; Actinopteri; Labriformes; Labridae
Gene: nudt9
Product: nudix (nucleoside diphosphate linked moiety X)-type motif 9
Exons: 8
Coding region: 57-1109 (350 amino acids)
Molecular function (GO): ADP-ribose diphosphatase activity
Source: RefSeq, a predicted model, not a curated record
CUGGUUCCAGUGCUGCAUGUUUCGGUUGCUCUUUAUUGAUUGAUUUCUCUGAGGGAAUGGUACAUUUUCUCCUGCGACGGAGCUGGAUCGGUCAGAUUCGUCUCGCGCUCACUCUCCUCGGACUCCCGUUUACCGUCAGCAGCCCCGGACUGAAGUCCACGCUCUCCUGUUCUUCAUCAUAUCCUUUUUUAACCAGUCAGACCAUCAGACCAUUCAGCUCCAGCCUCUGUAGCCUCUACAUGACCAGUGUUAGGGCCAUGCCAUCCUCAGCAGCACCCCACGUGAAGGCCAGGUGCCCCGUGUACCCAGGCUCCAAAAUAAAGCGCUUUGUGGUUCCUGAUGAUAAAGUGGACUGGAGUCAGAGCUGGUCGCAGUAUAAUCCAGUCAGCUACACCGACCCUGCAGUGACAAAGAAGCCCGUAUGGGCGGAUCCUGAUAUCGGCUCUUUCUCUCCACAGUUCAACAAGGUGGAUGGAGGCGUGGACAGGACGAGCUUCGAGGGCAUCUACAAAAUAGAAAAGGGCAAGCCUCUAAAUCCUCGUGGUCGUACUGGUGUGACCGGCAGAGGCUUGCUGGGACGAUGGGGACCCAAUCACGCUGCAGAUCCAAUCGUCACCAGAUGGAAAGUCGAUGCCAAAGGAGUGAAGAUUAAUCACCCCGUCUCUAAACGGCCGAUUCUGCAGUUUGUGUCCAUCAAGAGGAAAGACUGUGGGGAGUGGGCCAUUCCCGGGGGGAUGGUUGAUCCGGGCGAGCAGGUGUCUCUCACGCUGCAGAGAGAGUUCUCAGAGGAAGCGUUGAACUCGCUCUCUCUGCCGCCGUCGGAGAAAGCAAAAAUUCACGACCGCAUCACCAAACUCUUCAAAUCCCCGGGGUUCCAGGUCUAUAAAGGUUACGUGGAUGAUCCCAGGAACACGGACAACGCCUGGAUGGAGACGGUCGCUGUUAACUUCCAUGAUGAGUCAGGCAACAGUGUGAGUGAGCUGCCGCUGCAGGCCGGUGAUGACGCAGGACAAGUCAAAUGGGUCGAUGUUGACUCGUCGUUCCCUCUCUAUGCGAGUCACUCCCGUUUCCUGGAGCUGGUCGCCAAAGAGAGGAAAGCUCACUGGUAACCAUGGACCAGAGACUCUCAAACACACCGACGAAACAAUGAAGGAAACAUGAAGAGUGUUAUCGCUCUGUGUUUGUAGGAAGCAUGUACGACACUUUAAACCCUGACCCUCUCUAACAGUACUUUAUAACAGUACUUAUAUCACAAUUAUAUAAAAAACAAACUGUUUAAAUGCACUCAGUCGUUUCCACAUUAGCCUGAUUAUGAAAGAACAAAUUACAGAGCCUCUGAACAUAACGCUGGUUUCACAUUUUCACCUCACAGCUGGAGACCGCCCAUGGUGGACGGGGGGGUCUCCUGCAGCAUGGAACGAUGUAAAAGAACAACCAGGAACCAAACAGAGUUUAUAAAACAUGUUUAUAAUAAGACUGCUGUAUGAAGCUGUUGGCAUUCAAACAUGCAGCUCUCUAGAAACGUCAGGUGCCUUUCAGGAGUUUGGUGAAAGUAGCUAAUGUAGAAAGGGUUUUGAGUUUGUCUGCUUGAAUGAUAAAUGAAUUAUAAAGAUGUGUUGGAGCUCACAUUAGCAGCAGAGCUGAACCAAAAAGACAAACGUGUUUUCAGGUGUUAACAGGUGGUUGAAGAGGCCGAUCACACUCUCCAGAACUCUUACAUCAGUGUGUGUCAUCUCUCUGCUGAGCAGACUGAGACACGCAGUGUUAAUCUGUUAGCAUCCGUGACUCAGACACUCGAACACGGCCUCCGCCGUCAUCAGAAGGUUUUUAUUGGCACUCCAUUUCAUUAAUACUGCAGUAUAAUCCAUUACUCAGCAUAACUCUUUCAAUUCUCUGCUCAUGCAGACAUUCAGCCCUGACCAGUCCUCCCAGUCUGCUCUGCAGCUCCUCACCAGUACAUUUACACUGAGAGCUCUUAUUUGAUGUUUCAGGAAGGGAGAGCAUUUCCUCUGGUUUCCUUACAGCAUGACUCAGACCUGAGACAAACCAGAAACACGGGAAAAGACUUUAAUUUGACCUUAUUACUCUGUGAUCUGUGGUCGAUACAAAAACAUACAAAAUUGCAAAGAUUAAAUGAUAAUCAGAAAAAUGUAGGUUACUUUUUCUCCAACAGUAUUCAGCGUAAAGUUCUGCAGCUUGCAUCAGAAUGUCAGUAAAUGUUGUCGUAGUUAAUCCAUGUUCCUAAAUUUGAAGGCAUUUGACACCAAAGUGACUGAUUUAGUUUCUAGUCAUUAACUGAACCCAGAUAAGGUAUAAAUUAUUGCGAAUUCUUUGAUUUGUUUGUGCAGUUUUCUUCAUAAAAUAAACGUGUGUCCUGAAAGUGAUCGCUGCACGUUGUGUUGUGUUCCUCAUAAAACAUGGAACAUGAGUGUCUACUUAGUGGAUUUAGUGACAUUAGUAACAAAUGUGAGUGUUUAUGCAAACUUUUUCAUCUUAAAAACUGUAAAAUGCAAUUAUGAUGAUUAUUUUGUUCAUCUUGGGUGUAAUGCAUUUAUUUCUAACCACAUUAUCCUUCCAAGCAUCUUAGCAAAUAAAU